AUGUCAUUGCCCAACCCUACAAUCACUUAUAAGGCGUGGGCUUACAAAAAUUGCUACAGUCCCAUUAGGAUUGUCAAUGAAACUAUAGAAUUGGUAAAGAACCCCAGGGGCGAAGGGUAUAUUGCCCCUCGGGGCAAAAUCUUGAUCAAGAUCUACUAUGCUUCAUUGAACCCAGUCGAUUACAAAACCUAUGAAACAAAACCGGCCAUUUUGGGUUGGCUCAACUCCAAACAAGGGUUCGGUCGUGAUUUUGCUGGAGAAGUCUUGUCAAUUGGAGAAAGUACAGCAACCAAUGUUCAAAUUGGUGAUUUCGUCCAGGGGCUCUAUGCUCCAUGGUUCGAUAAGGGAUCAUGUGCUGAAUAUUUAUUGCUUGACCCCAAAAAUUCGCCAAUUACUACCAAGCCCCGCAAUAUAGAUUUUGCUGAAGCUUCCUCGUUCCCAUUGGUUUUGGGAACCGCUAUUCAGAUGUAUGCUAGAGGUGGGAUCAAGUUGGCCAAUAGCAAAGUCCUUGUCAUUGGAGCUGGUACUUCAGUUGGUAGAUAUGCAGUCCAGUUGGCUAGAAAUGGAGGUGCCAAAGAAGUUGUUACAACAAACUCACCAAGAACUGCAGACUUGAUUCAGAGCUUGGGAGCUACUUCUCAAAUUGACUACAGAAAGAACCCCAACUUGUUACAACCAGUGUUGGAAAGUGUCAAGUCCAGUGGUCAAUUUGAUUACAUCAUUGAUUGUUGGGGUGGUGAUGACCUAUUUGCAGAGAUCAACACAAUCAUCAGAAAAGGUGGAGUUUACAACACAAUUGUUGGUGAUGCACCAGGAACCGGACUUGCUGCGUUACUUGGAGGUAUCAGAUCCAUUUCCAGAACCAUUGGAUCUAAGUUGGGUUUGUUAAACUACAAAUAUGAAUUGAUGUUGUUGGAUUUCAACGCCGGAUGGAUUGAUGAAGCAAGAGAUAUGAUUGCUGAUGGUAAGUUGAAGGUUUUUAUUGACUCCGUCUGGCCAUUUGAUCAAUUGAAUGAUGCCAUUGAGAAAUUGGAGAGUGGAACCGCUCAAGGGAAAGUUGUUUUGGAAGUUUCCAGGCCCAAUACUGGUGCUGAAUCCGUAAAACAGUUCCCCCCCAAUCCAUUUAAAUAG
This is a messenger RNA of Lodderomyces theae, 1131 nucleotides long. RefSeq lists its product as uncharacterized. Lineage: Eukaryota; Fungi; Ascomycota; Pichiomycetes; Serinales; Debaryomycetaceae. Bases 1 to 1131 code for a protein of 376 amino acids. Gene Ontology annotation, cellular component: mitochondrion. The record is from RefSeq and is a predicted model, not a curated record. Gene Ontology annotation, molecular function: oxidoreductase activity. The transcript has a single exon.